GCAUUCACUCUUCGCCCUCCUCAGCACCAAUAGCUUUCCUUCUACAGCCCACGACUCCACAGCGUAGCCCCUCCCACCGCCCGCGCGCCAGCCGGAGGUGUUCGGCGUGCGCGCGCUCGUUCGCCCGCCGGCCCGCCUCGCGCCCAGUGGGGAAGGGGAGUGAGCAGAGGAGCUUACGUCGCGCGGGAGGCGGAGGCGACGGCGACCUCGGUGGUGGCGGCGGCGGCUACGACGGAGACGGUUGCGCUCGCUCUCUCGGCGUCAUGGCGGCUGCCGGGAGCCGAUAAGCGGCGGGAGCGGGAGCGCGCGCGUGGCCGCGGCGACGACGACGGCUCGUUACUUCUCGCUUUUGCUGCCUUCGCCGUUGGUGCUUCAAUAAUGAAUUGAUUGUUGGGUCCGCUCCGCAGGGGAUCGCGCAUUGGUGCCGCGGCCCGGGGCUUCCCCUUCCCCUCCGCGUCCUUCCCCUUCCCCCUCCUUCUCACGGACUCCUGCUUACCCCGAGGCGCCCGGAGCCCGAGGACUCACUCGGCGGCAGAGACCGCGGGCCCGGGCGCGGGGGAGGCCGCCGACCCGAGUCGGCUCCCUCCGCCCCGCGAAGCCUGCACGCCCGCCGGUGAAUCAAAAAGGGCCCAGGAAGCCUGUGAAUGUUGGAGAAAAUUCAUCUGUGAAUUUUUGAUGUUUAAGGAGUUCGUAUUUGUAUUCAUCUUUUAAACUGGGAAGAUUUAUAUUUUAUUUUAAAACCUCUUGAUAUUUACAAUGAAUGGACACAGUGAUGAAGAAAGUGUUAGAAACAGUAGUGGAGAAUCAAGCCAGUCGGAUGAUGAUUCUGGGUCAGCUUCAGGCUCAGGAUCUGGUUCAAGUUCUGGAAGCAGUAGUGAUGGAAGCAGUAGCCAGUCAGGUAGCAGUGACUCUGAAUCUGGAUCUGAAUCGGGCAGUCAGUCAGAGUCUGAAUCAGACACUUCCCGAGAAAACAAAGUCCAAGCAAAACCACCGAAAGUUGAUGGAGCUGAGUUUUGGAAAUCUAGCCCUAGUAUUCUGGCUGUUCAGAGAUCUGCAGUGCUCAAGAAGCAGCAGCAGCAGCAGCAGGCUUCAUCUAAUAGUGGAUCAGAGGAGGAUUCCUCCAGCAGUGAAGAUUCUGAUGACUCAUCGAAUGAGGUCAAAAGGAAAAAGCAUAAAGAUGAAGAUUGGCAAAUGUCUGGGUCAGGAUCUCCAUCUCAAUCUGGUUCAGAUUCAGAAUCUGAAGAAGAAAGAGAUAAAAGCAGUUGUGAUGAAACAGAAUCUGAUUAUGAGCCAAAAAACAAAGUUAAAAGCAGAAAACCUCAAAAUAGAUCUAAGGCAAAAAAUGGGAAGAAAAUUCUUGGACAAAAAAAGAGACAGAUUGAUUCAUCUGAGGAGGAAGAUGAUGAAGAAGAUUAUGAUAAUGAUAAAAGAAGUUCUCGUCGCCAAGCAACUGUCAAUGUUAGCUAUAAAGAAGAUGAAGAAAUGAAAACAGAUUCUGAUGAUCUACUGGAAGUCUGUGGGGAGGAUGUUCCUCAACCUGAGGAAGAGGAAUUUGAAACAAUAGAACGUUUUAUGGAUUGUCGGAUUGGGAGAAAAGGAGCUACUGGUGCUACUACAACCAUCUAUGCAGUUGAAGCAGAUGGUGACCCAAAUGCAGGAUUUGAAAAAAACAAGGAACCAGGCGAGAUCCAAUAUUUAAUUAAAUGGAAAGGAUGGUCCCAUAUUCACAAUACUUGGGAGACAGAAGAAACCCUUAAGCAGCAGAAUGUUAGAGGAAUGAAAAAAUUGGAUAAUUAUAAGAAAAAAGAUCAGGAAACAAAAAGAUGGUUGAAAAAUGCUUCUCCAGAAGAUGUGGAAUAUUAUAAUUGCCAGCAAGAACUCACAGAUGAUCUACACAAACAGUAUCAAAUAGUGGAACGAAUAAUUGCUCAUUCCAAUCAGAAGUCAGCAGCUGGUUAUCCUGAUUAUUAUUGCAAAUGGCAGGGCCUUCCAUACUCAGAGUGCAGCUGGGAGGAUGGAGCUCUAAUUUCCAAAAAGUUUCAAGCAUGCAUAGAUGAGUAUUUUAGCAGGAAUCAGUCAAAAACCACUCCUUUUAAAGAUUGCAAAGUAUUAAAACAAAGGCCAAGAUUUGUAGCCCUAAAGAAGCAGCCAUCCUAUAUUGGAGGACAUGAGAGUUUAGAAUUAAGAGAUUAUCAACUGAAUGGUUUAAAUUGGCUUGCUCACUCUUGGUGCAAAGGAAAUAGUUGCAUACUUGCUGAUGAAAUGGGCCUUGGAAAAACAAUACAGACGAUCUCAUUUCUGAACUAUUUAUUUCAUGAACAUCAAUUAUAUGGACCUUUUCUGUUAGUAGUACCACUUUCCACUCUUACUUCCUGGCAAAGGGAAAUUCAGACAUGGGCUUCUCAAAUGAAUGCUGUGGUUUAUUUAGGUGACAUUAACAGCAGAAAUAUGAUAAGAACUCAUGAAUGGAUGCAUCCCCAGACCAAACGGUUAAAAUUUAAUAUACUUUUAACAACUUACGAAAUUUUAUUGAAGGAUAAGGCAUUCCUUGGAGGUCUAAAUUGGGCUUUUAUAGGUGUAGAUGAAGCACAUCGAUUAAAGAAUGAUGACUCUCUCCUGUAUAAAACUUUAAUAGACUUUAAGUCCAAUCACCGUCUCCUUAUUACUGGAACUCCUCUACAAAACUCCCUCAAAGAGCUCUGGUCUUUGCUACAUUUCAUUAUGCCAGAAAAGUUUUCUUCCUGGGAAGAUUUUGAAGAAGAACAUGGAAAAGGCAGAGAAUAUGGUUAUGCAAGCCUCCACAAGGAGCUUGAGCCGUUUCUGUUACGCAGAGUUAAAAAAGAUGUGGAAAAAUCUCUUCCUGCCAAGGUUGAACAGAUUUUAAGAAUGGAAAUGAGUGCUUUACAGAAACAGUAUUACAAAUGGAUAUUAACUAGGAAUUACAAAGCCCUCAGCAAAGGUUCCAAGGGCAGUACCUCAGGCUUUUUGAACAUUAUGAUGGAGCUAAAGAAAUGUUGUAACCAUUGCUACCUCAUUAAACCACCAGAUAAUAAUGAAUUCUAUAAUAAACAGGAGGCCUUACAACACUUAAUCCGUAGUAGCGGAAAAUUGAUUCUUCUUGACAAACUGUUAAUUCGCCUAAGAGAACGAGGCAAUAGAGUUCUUAUUUUUUCUCAAAUGGUGCGGAUGUUAGAUAUACUUGCAGAAUAUUUGAAAUACCGUCAAUUCCCCUUUCAAAGAUUAGAUGGAUCAAUAAAAGGAGAACUGAGAAAACAAGCUCUAGAUCAUUUUAAUGCUGAAGGAUCAGAGGAUUUCUGCUUUUUGCUUUCCACGAGAGCUGGAGGCCUGGGAAUUAAUUUAGCCUCUGCUGACACUGUUGUUAUAUUUGAUUCUGAUUGGAAUCCACAAAAUGAUCUUCAGGCACAGGCUAGAGCUCAUCGAAUUGGGCAGAAGAAACAGGUGAAUAUUUAUCGUCUAGUUACAAAGGGAUCAGUUGAAGAGGAUAUACUUGAAAGGGCGAAAAAGAAGAUGGUUUUGGAUCACCUUGUGAUUCAGAGAAUGGACACAACUGGGAAGACAGUACUACAUACAGGUUCUGCCCCCUCAAGUUCUACUCCUUUCAAUAAAGAAGAAUUAUCAGCCAUUUUAAAGUUUGGCGCUGAGGAGCUUUUUAAGGAACCUGAAGGAGAAGAACAAGAGCCCCAGGAAAUGGAUAUAGAUGAGAUCUUGAAGAGGGCUGAAACUCAUGAAAACGAACCAGGCCCUUUAACUGUAGGAGAUGAAUUGCUUUCCCAGUUCAAGGUUGCCAACUUUUCAAAUAUGGAUGAGGAUGACAUUGAGUUGGAACCAGAAAGAAAUUCAAAGAAUUGGGAAGAAAUAAUUCCAGAAGAUCAAAGAAGACGAUUAGAAGAGGAAGAAAGACAAAAGGAACUUGAAGAAAUUUAUAUGCUCCCAAGAAUGAGAAACUGUGCAAAACAGAUUAGUUUUAAUGGAAGUGAAGGGAGGCGCAGUAGAAGUAGGAGAUACUCUGGAUCUGAUAGUGACUCGAUCUCAGAAAGGAAAAGGCCAAAGAAACGUGGAAGACCACGGACUAUUCCUCGAGAGAAUAUCAAAGGAUUUAGUGAUGCAGAAAUUCGGCGGUUUAUCAAGAGUUACAAGAAAUUUGGUGGCCCUCUGGAAAGAUUAGAUGCAAUUGCUCGGGAUGCUGAAUUAGUUGAUAAGUCAGAGACAGACCUCAGACGACUAGGAGAAUUGGUGCAUAAUGGUUGCAUUAAAGCUUUAAAGGAUAAUUCUUCAGGAACAGAACGAACAGGUGGUAGACUUGGAAAAGUGAAGGGUCCAACAUUCCGAAUAUCAGGUGUACAGGUGAAUGCCAAGCUUGUCAUCUCCCAUGAAGAAGAAUUAAUACCAUUGCACAAAUCCAUUCCGUCAGAUCCCGAAGAAAGAAAACAGUAUACUAUCCCAUGCCACACAAAGGCAGCUCAUUUUGAUAUAGACUGGGGCAAAGAAGAUGAUUCCAAUUUGUUAAUUGGUAUCUACGAAUACGGAUAUGGAAGCUGGGAAAUGAUUAAAAUGGAUCCUGACCUCAGUUUAACACACAAGAUUCUUCCUGAUGAUCCUGAUAAAAAACCACAAGCAAAGCAGUUGCAGACACGUGCAGACUACCUCAUCAAAUUACUUAGUAGAGAUCUUGCAAAAAAAGAAGCUCAGAGACUUUCUGGUGCAGGAGGAUCAAAGAGGAGAAAAGCAAGAGCUAAGAAGAAUAAAGCAAUGAAGUCUAUAAAAGUGAAAGAAGAAAUAAAGAGUGAUUCUUCGCCCCUGCCUUCAGAGAAAUCCGAUGAAGAUGAUGAUAAGGAUGAGAUCACUUCUGUGAAACAUCCAAAUAAAAAAAUUAAAACAGAAAGAGACAGUGAAGAAAGACCUGAGCCAGAUGUUUUUAUAAAGAAGGAAUCAGAAGAAAAGAGGGAAGCAAAAGAAAAAGAGAAUAAAAGAGAACUUAAGAGGGAGAUAAAAGAAAAAGAGGAUAAGAAAGAUAUAAAGGAAAAAGAUUUUAAAGAGAAAAGAGAAAACAAAGUAAAAGAAGCUAUACAGAAAGAAAAAGACAUAAAGGAAGAAAAGUUGAGCGAAUCCAAGUCUGAUAGCAAGGAAAGAUCCAAGAAAUCUUCAGUGUCAGAUGCUCCAGUUCAUAUCACCGCAAGUGGUGAACCAGUUCCCAUAUCUGAAGAAUCUGAAGAGCUAGAUCAGAAGACAUUCAGCAUUUGUAAAGAAAGGAUGAGGCCUGUCAAAGCAGCUUUGAAACAACUUGAUAGGCCUGAAAAAGGCCUUUCAGAAAGAGAACAACUGGAGCAUACUAGACAGUGUUUAAUAAAAAUUGGAGACCAUAUCACAGAAUGUCUGAAAGAGUAUACAAAUCCUGAACAAAUCAAGCAGUGGAGAAAAAACCUGUGGAUUUUUGUAUCUAAGUUUACGGAGUUUGAUGCAAGAAAAUUACAUAAAUUAUAUAAACAUGCUAUUAAAAAACGGCAGGAAUCUCAGCAAAAUAAUGACCAGAACAGCAACUUGAAUGCUCAAGUGAUUAGAAAUCCAGAUGUGGAAAGAUUAAAAGAGAAUACAAAUCAUGAUGAUAGCAGCAGGGACAGUUAUUCAUCUGACAGACACUUAUCUCAGUAUCAUGAUCAUCAUAAAGACCGACAUCAGGGAGAUUCUUACAAAAAGAGUGACUCUAGGAAAAGACCCUAUUCUUCUUUUAGCAAUGGUAAAGAUCAUCGUGACUGGGAUCAUUACAAGCAGGAAAGCAGGUAUUACAGUGAUAGAGAGAAACACAGAAAACUGGAUGAUCACAGGAGUAGAGAUCACAGGUCAAAUUUGGAAGGAAGUUUAAAGGAUAGAUCUCAUUCUGAUCAUCGUUCUCAUUCAGACCAUCGGUUACAUUCAGACCAUCGGGCAAGUUCUGAAUAUACACACCAUAAAUCUUCCAGGGAUUAUAGGUAUCACUCAGAUUGGCAAAUGGACCACAGAGCUUCCAGUAGUGGCCCCAGAUCACCACUAGAUCAGAGGUCUCCUUAUGGCUCCAGAUCUCCAUUUGAACACUCAAUUGAACACAAAAGUACACCUGAGCAUACCUGGAGUAGUCGGAAAACAUAACAAAAACUGAUAUUUUGUCUUUCUGGACUUUUCUUUUAGCCAUAUAUCAUAAACCAACACAGUAAUUGCCUUACAUGACUUGAAAGAUAUAAACAGAUCUUCUAUCAGUAGCAGUAUUGUUACUUCUUUCCAGGAUGCAAGGUCUAUUAUCCCAACAGAAGAGAAAAUAUUUUUAUAUUUAAGGAUUAUGCUGCACUGUACUACAAAUACUGUAGUACUUUUUUUUUUUUUCUUUUUUAAAGAAAUGGAAAAUGUUUACUAUUACAGGGACCUCAACACUGCCCUUCCAUAUAGGCUGGAUAAAACUGUUUUUAAGUCAGUGAUUUUAGACUGACCUCCAUUUAAAUUAUGUUUGUAUAUGAACUUUACUCUGACCUGUGAUCAUGUUUCAGGAAGGAAUGAAAGAGAGUUCUUUUCUUAAUAAAGAAAAAACACUCAAGGACUUUGUUCACUUUCCAAAGCUACUUGUUUACAUUGUACACUGCGACCACCUUGCCGCUUUUCAUCACAAGCUUGAAUAUUUAAAUUCUGUACUUAUAUCUUGUAAAAUAGCCAGGAAUUUCCUGUUUGUGAUCUAUUAUUAUGCCUUUUUACACACACACACACACACACACACACACAAAUGGCUGUAAAUUAUUGUAAAUGGAUUAAAUGAGCUUUCCUUACUUCCUUUCCCUUCUCAGGCUUUUUUUGACUGUUCCUUUCCCUACCAACUCAGGCCUUCUUAUCAUUUAAAAAUAUCAGUGUAAUAACACUUUUUAAUGAUUUGUCUUGAUGGAAUCAUUGUUUAGAAUGUAAAAAUGGGGAAAGGGGCCACUUAAUUCCAUUAGUCCUCUUUUUAUAUUGACUAUUUUAUUAGAUACAUGUUAUUUCUUUUUUUUCUUUUGUAGUAAAUAUUGUGUUUGUAGUAACAAAAUGGUGAGAUAAUAUGUAAAAUCUAAACUGCAUGCUCUGGAAACAUUUUUUUCAGAUGCAUUUGGUUUAAAAGGGUAGGUGUAUGAACACUUUUCAGAAUCCAAAAUGGCCAAAAGUUAUUGUAAAUCCAUUUGUUUUCCCUUUUCAUGUGGGCAAUAAUGUCAAAUGUGCUAUGCAGCCAGGUAACAUUUUAGAUAAACUUGAUUGACUUUUAAUAUAAACUGUUACAAUGCACACUGAUUGUAUAUAAAAACCUUAUAUAUGACAAAUUAAAUUUAAGAAAAAGGAUAUGUGGGCUCCUGUAAUUUUCUGCUGCAUUCUUAUUCCAAGCACUUAACUUUUUUUUUUCUUUUUUUUUAAGUAGUAACGUUUAGCUACCAGGAAAAAGGUAUUUUGGUAAGCAGUUAACUAUUGUUAAUGUGUGGCACUACAACUAAAUCUAUUUUGAAGACUAUAUGAAUCUAUGAAGUAAAAUUUAGAUCGUAGAAAUCUUUGUUGGACUCUUGUUGGUUUCCUGCAGAUUUUAUUUUAGAAAGCCUUAUAUUUAUUCACAGAUUUUUAUUUUGUUAUAUUCAGUGGAACUUUUUGAAUCAUGUAGCAUACAUUCUUGGAUGUGUGCUGUGCUGUAGCAAAUUUGAAUCUUAACUUUGACAAAUAUAAGUAUAUUGGUAUAUGCCUAUAAUAUUCUUAAAUGUGUCCCUGUUGAUUAACUGUGGGAGCAAUCUACAGAAAUUCGUCCAUAGAUGGAUGUAUUUUUUAAACGUUUUCCUUUUAUCCAUUUAGGUCUAAAAUUUUAUGUGUACAAAACAAAGCUUUCCUCCCCCCCCCUUUUUUGAGUAGUGAUACCUCUUUUAGUUACCCUGGAAAAUAAUAAUCUAUUUUUUCCUGGCAUAUCAGGUAACAUAGGAAGAAUAGCUCAUUUUCUAAACAUUAAUUUAUAAUUAAAUAUAAAAGUGAUUAAACAGUCUAGUGCCGGUACACAUUUUUUAAGCUUUUCCACUUUUUUCCACGUUUAGUAUAAAUGAUUAUUCCACAGAUAGCAUUUAACAAAAAAAUAUAAUACUUAAUGAAAUUGUAAUAUUAACACAGUGAGCAGAUCAGGGUUGGCAUUUUUAAUUCACAUUUGUAGCUGGGAUAUUUGCAUUAUAUCCUAUUGUACAGGUUACAUAGAAGAACAUUAUUACAUAUUUUGAGGCAAUGGAAUGGGCUCUAAUUUCUUAACAAUGCCACAUUUAGUUGAAUAUUUUAGUCACCUAAUUAGUUGAGUUGAAUGAAGAAUCUAAAACUGUAUGUAACAUUCAUUGAUGGAAAAUAUGUUCAUUAUUUGUAAGAAGUCCACAAUCCUGUAGAAGAGGAAUAAGCCAUAAAUUUAUUAAAACACAAUGGAGAAGAACAUUAGUGCAUAAAUAUCACAGGGAACAUUCUCUAUAAAAUAUGCUUAAAUUUUGUCUUUUACAUGCUCAUUCUGCUUUGCUAUUUUUAUCCAUUUGUGUUUAAGUUUUCAAGGGUGAGAGAUUAUGCAUAGUACUGUACCAGUUAACCCUCCACUUUAAUAAUAUACAAUAAAUGAUUCUUAUUAAAAGCAAUGGCCUGUUUGCUUAUAAAGAAAAUAUUCUUUGUUCAGGAUAUGUUAGAAAAUAAUUUUAGACUGGAAAGCUGUGGAAAACUGGAGUGUGAAUGAUUUGUUCAUUAAUUUCAGAGUGAGUGGCUUAAUAAAACAAACCUUUAUAGCAUGAAACAUAGUAGAUUACAUAUGUGAUAAUUUCUAUAAUCCAUUUUUGUAGUUAAAUAAUGAAAAGGUUGUAUAGAUACACUGAUUGACACUGAUUUCAUUUCCACGAGAUUUAAAGAAUACCCACUGGGGUAAUUGGCAUAAUUCCGUUCGUUACUUUGUUUCUGACUAAAUAAUAAUGGAGUUUUAUAGUUGUGGGUUUUUUUUCUUUUGCAAGGAGUAUAUUGAUUUGGGGUGGGCCUAGGUGGUGGAAAAACAGCUAAUUUUUAAAUAUGGGAUUCUUUUGGACUUAACCCAGCUUCAUUUGAAAUUGUAAUGUGAACUCACAAAUGUGGCUUCAUUGUUAAAAUUUUAAGUAGUUUGUUACUUAGCAAAUAAUGCAAAAAAUACUUUUAAAUGUUUCUAAAUUGAUAUUUAAGCAUGUUAAUAUAAACCAACUAUCAAACCCAUUACUUAAAUUCAAGACCCAAUUUAAAAAUACAGAUCGAUUACACAUAUUGUAGCACUUCAUGCAAGAUUUGUGAUGAACAUGUUUAAGGGCAGAUAACUAGGCAAUAGUACAACAAAAAUAUCCUGAGACAACAUAAUGUCAAAGUCUUCUAAAUUUAGACAUUUAAAACAAAACAGUUGAUAUUAUAUUUUCUCCUGACAAUGACUGCAGUAAUUGACUUUAUAGAUGCUUUAUGCUAAUUUUUUUCUUCUUUUUUUAACUUAAUAGAUUGAUUUUAUUACAGGAAAUGUUUGGAUUCUUUUAUAAGGAAAGACCUAAGGGUAAGAGAUAUUAACUACAUUAAAGAAUGAAAGAUAAGGUUAUUUGGUAAAGUAGGAUUAAAAAAUACUUUCCAGAUUUUUUCCAACUAUCUAUACAAAUUCUUCAGUGGGGCUUCAUGUGCCAUAUUUUCUAUCCUAAAAGGCCAUUAGCCACCUUGUCCUUUAAUUAAAACAAACAAACUUAACCAAUCUUUAUUUGAAACAAGAUUGGUAGUUCAAACUCCCAAAUGAAUAAGAUGCUUUUAAUUCUAUGUCCCAGUCUACAUUUGAGUCUUGAUCUAAGUAUUAAAUUGAAAUGGUAUAAAUAGUCCCCAAACAAAACCUGAGCUCAUCAUGCUUCUCUUAAAUGAGCUAAGAUAUUGACUGCACUGAUCUACAUUAUCUGGCAGAAAUGUGGAUUGCGUUGUGGUUUUACUAUUAUAGACGACUGUUAGGUUUCCAAUCUGUCGAUGAGCUGUGGAAUUGACCUGGCACUCAUUGUUUUUUCCUCUUUUUACCUUUCAAAACUUUGCUUUGUCUCUGGUGUUCUUCAGUUUCACUAUGCUGAGUUUAGGUGUGGUUUUGUUUAUUUAUUUUAAUUUUUUAAAAUUUUAUUUUGUUAGUCACCAUAAAAUACAUCAUUAGUUUUUGAGGUAGUGAUCCACGAUUCAUUGUUUUCGUAUAACACCCAGUGCUCCGGGUUAACCCAGUGAUGGGUAUUAAGGAGGGCUCGUAAUGCAUGGAGCACUGUUUAUAUUUUUUAGAUCAGGUCUUGCCUCGACCAGUUCUUUCUACUUUCUGGAAACCCGUGGUAUUACUCUCAUAACAUUUUUUAUUUCUGUCCCCUGUCUCACCAGCUUUACUGUUUUUCUUUUUCUUUCAGUUUCUGCGCUGAGUAUCUUCAGCUUCAGCUACUCCCCUGAACUCAUCUCCACUUAGAUAUCUAAUAGGCAUCUAAUCUUAAAAUACGGAAAACCAGACUCCGCCCUUCUCCACCAAUAACAUUAAGAAAAAACACAACUGCCAAUGUUCCGUAAUUUUUGAUAAAUGAAUGGACUUGGCAUUCACAACUUUAUAAUAUGUGGCACUUUACCCCUAGCUAUUUCUAGUCUUUCUCUCUCACUCACACUACUCCAUUGUUUAGAAUACCCCAAAGAAUACUUCUGGGACUUUGCAUUGCUGGUCCCUCUGUCAAGAAUGCCUUUAUCCCUAAUUUGUACAAAGCUUACUCCCUCGCUUACAUAAUUCAAGUCUGCUCACAUGUCAUAUCAAGUCUCUAAACUGGUACCCUGCCCCUAUCAAUCAUUUUUUAAUCUCUUUUCUUUUCCUUCUAGCACUUACCAUUACUUGACUUUGUUUUUUUCAUUUGUCAUUGCUUCCUCAUGAACAUGUAAGUUCCAUUAGGGGAAGGACUUCAUCUUACCACUGCUGUAACCCCAGGAGCUAAACCAAUGCCUCACAUAUCAGUUGCAUUUUUUUCAUUAUUUUGGUUCUUUCCCAGAAAUGCUAUGUGCUGUAAGUGGCCAGCAUUAUUAAACUUUUGUCUUUCCAUUAUUACCUGAUCUGUUAGUAUAUAUGGAACAUUUAUAUGCCUUAUCAGUAUCUCUAUUACUAGAGUCUUUUUACUAUCUUUUGCUUUUUAACUCAACUAAUAAGAAUCACCUGAAACAUAGAGAAAUACCUAAGUCUCAUCUAGAAAUUAAAAUAGAGAAAGGCCUUAAGUAAUAUGAUUUUGGGGAUUUUAAUAUUUAUUUUAUUGACUUGAAUAAUACAGAGGUUAGGUCCCCUCUUAAAAUUAAAACACUAUGCUUAUAUAUAAAUGAAAACUGGUAUUUGUAACUUACGGCUGCUUAGGAAAGAUGAUACUUUGUGAAGAGAUAUUCAGAGGUGUGAUAUAUAAUAGGAAAAUAUAAAACAUUUUGAUUUGUCUGUUCCUUUAUCUUUUGAUAGGAAAUAUGUUGUUAGGUGGCAUGAUAGACUUUUUCUACUCAUAAGGGAAGAACACAACUUGUAAAGACACCAUAAUGCAAGAGAAACAUGUUGCAUUUCCAAUGUCUUUAAGGUGAAAUAGCCAAAAAAAAAAAAAAAAAAAUUCCCUCCCUGGCUGGUUUUUGAUAUUUUUUCCCAUUAAAAAUUUAGAUCACGUUUAUAUAAGGUAAAUUCAUCCUUUUUAGGUAUACAUUGUAAUAAGCUUUGACAUAUUAUACAGUUAUUUAACCACCAACAUAUUUAAGAUACAAAAACCUUUCCAGCACCCCAAAAAAGUUAUCCUAUACUAAUUUCCCCAUACCUAGUCCCUGGCAACCACUGAUUUGUCCCCAUAGUUUUACCUUUUCCAUAAUGUUAUUUAAAGGAAUAUACAAAAUAAAGGCUUUGAGCUGACCUUUCACCUAGUAUAAUGUUUUUGAGAUUAAUGUGUUUUUGCAUUAACAGUAGCUCAUUACUUUUUAUUAUUAAGUGCUGUUCUUCAUACUGAAUGUUCUACAGUUUAUCCAUUCACCAACUGGGUUUCCAGUCAUUAGGCCAUUAUGAAUAAAGAUGCAGUAAACCGUCAUGGACCAGUCUCUGGAUAGGCAUAUUCUAACCUUGGGAAAUACUUCGGGGUUUCUAGGUUGUAUGGUAAAGUAUGUUUUACUUAACAAAAAACUGCCAAACUAUUUUCCAAAGUGGAUAUGCCAUUUUAUGUUUCCACCAGCUAUAGAUGAGAGUUCUUGUUGCUCUUUAACCAUGUGAGCAUUUUGUAUGGUAGGGUUUGCUUGUUUGUUUGUUUUUUUCAUGUCGCCAUUCUGGUAGGUGUCUAGUGGUAACAAGUAAUUUGCAUUUCCCUAGUGACUAAUGAUAUUCAACAUCUUUUAAUGUGUUUGUCAUUCUUCUUUCUAGUCUUCAAAUUUUUUUCCAGUUUUAUAAAUAGAAUUAUUGAUGCAAUUCACGUAUCAGAUAAACUGCAAAUAUUUUCUCCUAGUCUGUGACUUGUCUUCAUUUUUUUAACAGUGUCUUUUGAAAUGUAGAAUUUAAAAAUUUUUGAUAAAAUCCAGUUUCUCCCUUUUUUUUCUUCUAUGGUUCCUUCUUUGUGUGUAGAAGUCUUUGCCUAACACAAGAUCACAAAGAUUUUUCUUAUAUUUUAAAAUGGUUAUACGUUUAGGAAUUACAUUUAAGUCUGUGAUCCAUCUCAAGUUUUUUGUAUAUAAUGUGCAGUAUGAACGAAAGGAGUUAUGGGGGGAUAUUUUUAGGUUUUCGUUUUGGUUUUUUUGGAUAUGCAUAUCCAUUUUUCCAACAUCAUUUGUUGAAAAGACUUUUUCCACUGAAUUUCUCUUUUACCUUAUUGAAAAUCAGUUGUUCAUAUGUAGGUGGGUCUGUUUCUGGGCUUCCUAUUUUGUCCUAUUAAUUUAUAUUUCUGCCUAUGCCAACAACACACUGUUUUGGUUAUUGCAGUUUAAAUAGUAAAUUAUGGGAGCACCCGGGUAGCUCAGUCGGUUAAGCGACCGACUCUUGGUUUCAGCUCAGGUCAUGAUUUUAGGGUCGUGGGAGCAAGCCCCAUGUGGGCCUCUCUGCUCACACAGAGUUUGCUUGAGAUUAUCUCUCUUCCUCUCCCUCUGCCUACCCCUCCACCCCCCACUUGUGCGCUCAUGCUCUCUCUCAGUAGUAAAUACAAUCUUUAAAUAAAUAAUAAAUUAUGAAAUCAGGUGGUAGUUCUAAAUUUUGUUCUUCAAAAUUGUUAGGGCCUUCUAAAUUCCUUUGCUUUCCCACAUACAUUUUAGAAUCAAAUUGUAAAUUUCUACCAAAAGCCUGCUAGGAUUUUGAUUGGGAUUAUAUUGAGCAUAUAAUCAAUUUGGAGAAUAUUGAUAGUUUAACAAGAUUGAGAUGUCCGACUUAAUACAGUAUAUAUUCCAUUAUUUAUGUCUUUAAUUUCUCUCAUUGUGAUUUUUCACUAUACAAAUCUUGCUAAAUUGUUAAAUUCAUCCCUUAUAAAUGCUUUUUUUAAUUACAAUUUUUUAAAAGAUUCUAUUUAAGAGAGAGAACAUGGGGAGGGACAGAGGGAGAGGGAGAAAAAGAAGGGAAUCCCAAGCAGACUCCUAGCUGAGCACAGAGCCCGAUGCGGGGCUUGAUAUCAUGACCCUGUGAUCAUGACCUGAGCUGAAACCAAGAGUCUAAUGCUCAGUCAACUGAACCACCCUGGUACCCCUUUAAUUUCAAUUUUUAAGUAUUUAUUGAUUUUUGGAUUUAACCUUUUUCCUGUGGCCUUGCUAUACUCAAUAAUUAGUUAUAACAGCUUCUUCCAGAUUUGAGAUUUUCUACAUAGAUUAUCAUAUCUUGGAAAAAAGAGUUUUAUUUGUAUCUUUGCAAACUUUUAUGCCUUUUUUUUUUUCUUGCUUUAAUGUACUUCUAGGACCUCUUUUAUAAUGUUGGUAAGAAUGGGCAUCCUAUCAUAAGAAUUGCCUUAUUCCCAUCUGGGAUAAAUUCAUUCUUUCACCACUGCGUAUGGAAGUAGCCAUAGCCUUUUUGUAUAUGACCUUUAUCUUGUCAAGGAAGUUCCCUUCUAAUCUUAGCUUU
Mirounga angustirostris (Northern elephant seal) is the source of this 14092-nucleotide messenger RNA. RefSeq names its product chromodomain helicase DNA binding protein 1 (gene CHD1). Gene Ontology annotation, biological process: regulation of transcription by RNA polymerase II; nucleosome organization. Lineage: Eukaryota; Metazoa; Chordata; Mammalia; Carnivora; Phocidae. The transcript is spliced from 37 exons. The record is from RefSeq and is a predicted model, not a curated record. Gene Ontology annotation, molecular function: chromatin binding; histone binding; ATP binding. The coding region runs from base 757 to 6144 and encodes 1795 amino acids. Gene Ontology annotation, cellular component: nucleus; chromatin.